Messenger RNA from Macrosiphum euphorbiae (potato aphid), 1191 nucleotides. Lineage: Eukaryota; Metazoa; Arthropoda; Insecta; Hemiptera; Aphididae. The record is from the annotation of a GenBank genome assembly.
AUGGGGAGGAGAAGCCAAUUUUAUUCGCGUCUUUCCUUAUUCGCAGAAAAAAAUUAUGCACAAAUUGAGCGUGAAGGGUUAGCAAUAAUCUUCGCAGUAAAAAAAUUCCAUAAAUAUUUGUUUGCACGCAAAUUUAUUUUAGUAACUGAUCAUUUGCCGUUAAAAUCAAUUUUUAAUCCGUCAAAGAAUAUACCUGUUGUAGCUUCAUCUAGAUUACAAAGAUGGGCAGUUAUAUUGUCUAGUUAUCAGUACGAGAUUCAACAUAGGAAGGGGGUAGACAUAAGUAACGCAGACGCGUUAUCAAGAUUACCUCAAAGUAGUAAUACUGGGGAAAAUGCUUGUUCAAUUUUAUUAUUAGAAAAUUUACCUUUAACGUAUAAGGAAGUGAGCAAAAAAACGAGUACAGACGAAGUAUUAAAAGAAAUAAGUCAGUAUACGAAAGAAGGUUGGCCGGGGGUAAAGUCGUUAAAAUCAGAGUGCCAACAAUAUUAUAAAAGACGGGAAGAAUUAUCGUUAGUAAAUGACUGUUUGAUAUUAGGUAAUCGCGUAGUAAUUCCAAAGUCAUUAAGAGAAGACGUAUUAAUGUUAUUACAUAAAAACCAUCCGGGUAUUGUUCGUUCGAAAAUGCUCGCAAGGUCGUAUGUAUGGUGGCCUAAUAUCGAUAUUGAUAUAGAUAAGUUUAUUAAGACGUGUACGGAAUGUCAAUGUAAUCAAAACGAUAAGAAUGUUAGUGAGAAAGUGUAUAUUCCGUGGGAAAAUUCAUCAGAUUCUUGGAAAAGAAUACACAUCGAUUUUCUAGAAAUAAAUCAAGUUAAAUUAUUAAUCAUUGUUGACAGUUUUAGCAAAUUGAUUGAGUGUUUUGCAAUGGGAAGUACAACAGCUUCAAAAGUAAUCGAAGUUUUAGAAAACUGUUUUUGUCGUUUUGGUUCCCCAGAGAUAAUGGUAACCGAUAAUGGUCCACCUUUUGGCGCAAAUGAAUUUAAAGCAUUUUGUGAGAAAAAUUGUGUAAAACUAGUACAUUCGCCGCCAUACAAUCCAGAGUCUAAUGGGUUGGCAGAGCGAGGGGUGCAAACGAUAAAAAAAUUAUUAAUAAAGAGUUUGUGUGUAGAGAGAGAUGUAAAAAGAAUACAAUCAAAAAUUAAUAAUAUUUUAGUAUCAUAUCGUAACACACCAACAUUGGUGUUACGAUAA